UGGAGAGCGGCGGAGGUGAGCGAAGAUAGUCCAAGUCCCAAAAGACAGCGCCUUUCUCAUUCAGUCUUUGACUACGCAGCAUCAUCACCAGCCCCAUCACCACCAAUGCGACCAUGGGAGAUGACAUCAAAUAGGCAGCCUCCUUCAGCUCGACCAAGCCAACAUCACUUCUCAGGGGAACGAUGCAACACACCUGCGCGCAACAGAAGGAGCCCUCCUGUUAGACGCCAGAGAGCAAGGAGAGAUCGACUGUCUCGACAUAAUUCCAUUAGUCAAGAUGAAAACUACCAUCUUCCUUAUGGACAGCAACAAGCAAUAGAAGAACCACGAGCCUUUCACCCACCAAAUGUGUCUCCCCGUAUGUUACACCCAGCUGCUCAUCCACCACAGCAGAAUGCAGUCAUGGUUGACAUCCAUGAACAGAUUCACCAGGGCACAGUCCCUGUUUCAUAUACAGUGACCACAGUAGCACCACAUGGGAUCCCACUUUGCACAGGUCAGCACAUACCAGCUUGCAAUACACAGCAGGUCCCAGGGUGUUCUGUGGUUUUCAGUGGGCAGCACCUCCCUGUCUGCAGUGUGCCUCCUCCAAUGCUUCAAGCUUGUUCUGUUCAACACUUGCCGGUUCCAUAUGCAGCGUUCCCACCCCUCAUUUCUAGUGAUCCAUUUCUCUUACAUCCUCCACACCUCUCCCCACACCAUGCUCCACAUUUGCCACCUCCAGGCCAGUUUGUUCCUUUUCAAACACAGCAAUCACGAUCGCCUCUCCAAAGGAUAGAAAAUGAAGUAGAGUUACUUGGAGAUCAUCUUCCCGUAGGAGGUUUUACCACCUAUCCACCUUCAGCCCAUCCACCAACAUUGCCUCCCUCAGCUCCCCUUCAGUUCCUAGCACAUGACCCUUUACAUCAAGAGAUGUCAUUUGGAGUACCUUAUCCACCCUUUAUGCCUCGAAGACUCACAGGGCGCAGUCGAUACCGAUCUCAGCAACCAAUUCCGCCUCCUCCUUACCAUCCCAGCCUAUUGCCAUAUGUGCUAUCAAUGCUUCCUGUGCCACCUGCCAUUGGGCCAGCAUUCAGUUUUGAGCUGGAUGUAGAAGAUGGUGAAGUAGAAAACUAUGAGGCACUGCUGAACUUGGCAGAAAGACUGGGUGAAGCUAAACCAAGAGGAUUAACAAAAGCAGAUAUAGAACAACUUCCGUCUUACAGGUUCAACCCAAAUAACCAUCAAUCAGAACAGACUUUGUGUGUAGUAUGCAUGUGUGACUUUGAGUCAAGGCAACUGCUUAGAGUUUUACCAUGUAACCAUGAGUUCCAUGCCAAGUGUGUCGACAAAUGGCUUAAGGCAAAUCGUACCUGCCCUAUCUGCAGAGCUGAUGCUUCAGAAGUGCAUCGUGAUUCAGAAUGACCGGUCUAAGAGCACAAUUCUACUUUGGGUGUUCCUAGUCACAUGUGUGUGU
This is a messenger RNA of Protobothrops mucrosquamatus (brown spotted pit viper), 1456 nucleotides long. It is a transcript of the gene RNF38, whose product is annotated as ring finger protein 38. NCBI's taxonomy places the organism in Eukaryota, Metazoa, Chordata, Lepidosauria, Squamata, Viperidae. The coding region runs from base 106 to 1404 and encodes 432 amino acids. The transcript has 11 exons. The record is from RefSeq and is a predicted model, not a curated record.